This is a messenger RNA of Linum trigynum, 1779 nucleotides long. The record is from the annotation of a GenBank genome assembly. NCBI's taxonomy places the organism in Eukaryota, Viridiplantae, Streptophyta, Magnoliopsida, Malpighiales, Linaceae.
AUGGCGAGUGGAAUGGGAAUGAAACUCGAGAAAUCUGAGCCUAUUCAAGCGGGAUUGAAGCCGGAACCUCCAAGUAAAUUGGCUGAGCAUGAUGUGGGUUUUGGAAAAGAUGGGAAACCAUCUGAUUCCCCUGCCUCCGUUCUCAAUGCAGCAACUAUUACUUCUGGGACAAAGGGUGAAAACGGCCAUGAUUCCAAUGGGAAGCUUGAUGUCUACAAUCCACCAACAAAUGGCUAUGGUUAUUACUACCCAGGAUAUGGAGGACCCUAUGGGCAAUUGGAUGAUCAAGGAUUUUUCCAGACUGAUGGUUCCAUUGCAGGCAUGCAGUCAGAUAAUGGUUCUCUUGUCUACUUCUAUCCUGGCUAUGAUCCCUAUUCUACUGGGGCAGUUUUGGGCGUCGAUGGGCAAACUGUUGGUCAGCAACCCUAUUAUUCAUCAACUGGAUAUCUACAAAACCCAAUGUCAUAUGGAUCUGAAGCGUUGUCUUAUUAUCCUUGGGAUUCAACUUACAUGGGAAAUAUGCCAAAUGGUAAUGCUGCCUACGGUAAUGGAAAGUAUGGUCCUGGAUCUAAUGGUCUGAGUAAGUCCAACGGCUUGAGCACCACUCAACCAAAUGGAAACCUUGGAGGCAAGUUUCCUAAGGGUACAAAUACACAACCAACCAGACCACUAAACAAGGUUCCUCCUCUGGGUUCUGAAUUUUCAGCUGGCUAUUUUAAAGGGUAUCAACCUAUGGGGAAGUUUUCCCCAUUUAAUGGCCAAAAGCAAGUUCCUUUCUCUCCAAACGGUUUCGUGAACUACAGACAAAAUGGAAGGAUGUGGAAUGGUAACUAUAGAAACAAGCCCAGAGACAGAACAUCGAAAAAUGGUGAUUUUGAGAAUGCUACUGAACUAGCUUGUGGUCCUAGGGCGUCCAACAGAAGUAACCCACUGGAUCCUUCUGCGAAGAAAGAAGACCUGGAAGUAACAGCAUGUGGCGACCAGUACAACCUUCCGGAUUUUGAAAUUGACUAUGCACAUGCCAAGUUCUAUGUCAUCAAAUCAUACAAUGAAGAUGACAUCCACAAAAGCAUCAAGUACAAUGUGUGGGCUAGUACACCGAAUGGAAACAGAAAGCUUGAUGAGGCAUUCCGCACUGCACAAGAAAAAUCCAGCCAGCCUGGUGGUACAAAUUGCCCAAUAUUUCUCUUCUUCUCGGUAAAUGGGAGUGGUCAGUUUGUUGGGUUAGCUGAAAUGAUUGGACAAGUCGACUUCAACAAGGACAUGGACUUUUGGCAGCUCAACAAGUGGAAUGGCUUCUUUCCUGUCAAGUGGCAUGUAGUUAAAGACAUUCCUAACAAUCAGUUGAGACACAUCAUACUCGAGAACAACGAACACCGACCUGUAACUUUUAGCAGGGACACCCAGGAGAUUUUGAUGAAGCAAGGUUUAGAAAUGUUGAGUAUUUUCAAGACCUACUCGCCUAAGUCAUCGUUGUUAGAUGACUUCACCUUCUAUGAGACGAGGGAGAAGUCUGGCAAUGCAAAGAAGAACGUUAAGCCUACUACUGGGGAAGCAGAAACACUCGAGAAUGGUGAUAUCACAAAGGAUGCCAAAACUGGAGAAGAGAGAUCCGAAGAUGAUGUUAAGACUGGGAAGGGCGCUAACAGCCCCUCAAGUCUUGCUGAUCUAACUAAGAACCUCUCCCUAAAUGGCUGCAAUCUAAAGGAGAAUUCUGUGAUGAAGCCUAUCGAGAACGGGCUCCCAACUGCUGUCGUUGUUGCUGCUGCUGCACCAUAG